AUGUCAACAAAGAGUCAACAACCAAUCGUUGUGUUGCAGUACGACCAGCUGCCACAGUGCAGAGUUGUAAAUAUAAAGAGUGGACAGUCGGUGCUGAGGGUCGAAGGCGAUACGGACGAAGCAUUCCUCUCGACACGCUCAAUAUCCACCUAUCCGCUGCUGCCCUGCGGCGAGAAGGAUGGCGACCCAAUCGCCGACAAGCUAUAUGUACAGGUGCACAGAAACCGCGCUAUAAUGGCCGUGGCCGACGGCUGCAACUGGGGCCGCCGUCCGGUGAUGGCUGCCUGCGACGCAAUCGCCGCCUUUGCCCAAUACUUUGACCAGCGACAAUCAGAGAUACAGACACUACACGACGCAGGCCACUACCUGCUGCGCGCCUUUUGUGAGGCGCACAACAAGAUCAUCCAGGGCAAAUCAGACAUAUGGGAGGCCGGCACGACGACGCUGCUAGGCGGCCUGGUCAUGGAGCUGGAGGACGACAGUGGCGCUCCGCCCCGCUGGGGCUUCCUGUGCGCCAGCGUUGGCGACUGCAAGGCAUUCCUGCUAUCGAUGAAGAGGCGCGAGGCCACCGACGUCACCAGCGGCAACAGAUUCAACAUUACCGACACGCGCGACCCAGGCGGCCGUCUCGGUCCAUACAUCGGCCAGGGCUGGCCCGACCUGCGCAACCUAAAGCUGUACUUCACGUUCUGCGAGGAGAACGACAUUGCCGUCAUCGUGUCGGACGGCGUGCACGACAACCUCGACCCGGUGAUGCUGGGCAAGCUGCCGGCCGAGCUAAACAUCAACGCACACGGCUGGGAGGAGUUGAGCCACGAGGAGCUCCUCAAGACCAAGUCAAUGUACAUGAAGAAGCUACUCGAGGAGAUUGUGUUUGGAAGCGGCCGCGUGGCCCCGUCCGAGAUCACCAAGAAGCUGAUAGACCAUUGCGCAAAAGUGACGCACAGGUCGCGCGACUACAUGGAGAAGUUCCCCAACAAGAAGCAACCCGUCGACUACAGAGAGUAUCCUGGCAAGAUGGAUCACACCACCUGCGUCUCCUUCCAGAUCGGUCGUUCAAAGUAA
Messenger RNA from Acytostelium subglobosum LB1, 1065 nucleotides. RefSeq lists its product as hypothetical. The coding region runs from base 1 to 1065 and encodes 354 amino acids. NCBI's taxonomy places the organism in Eukaryota, Evosea, Eumycetozoa, Acytosteliales, Acytosteliaceae. The record is from RefSeq and is a predicted model, not a curated record. The transcript has a single exon.